AUGUUGCAACUUUUAGUGCAUUGUGAUUUUAUUAAUUGCUUGCAACAUUUCAACAGAUUUGAGGAGGACUUGGGUAAAAAGCUGCUCAAUCCUUUGCUUCCCAUGUCGAUAUGGUCUCGACUUCAUCCGGGGGGAAUAAAGACAAUAAACGCAAUGAAUACAAUUAAAACAGUUAUCAAACAGAUUCAGGAGAAAAAACUUCAGCUGCGGGGAGACGAGGAAGAUAAUACUCAUUUUGAAGACACCGACCUGGACCAACCUUUACUCGACUUAAUGAUGAACAUUAAGAGGACUGUAGUAAAUGAAGAAGAUAUAUUUACUGACAUGGUUUUCAUUGCUGCAGCGGCAACUGAUACCACGGGGCAUACAUUAAUGGCAGCGUUUACCUAUCUUGGAAUUUACCAGGAUGUGCAGCAAAAACUGUACGAAGAAGUAACCGAUAUUGGCGGCGAACUAACUUUCAAUGAUUUGUCAAAGCUCGUUUAUACCGAAGCAGUGAUUAAUGAAACUCUGAGGCUUUUUCCGGUGAUUCCAUUCCUGAGCAGAGUAUUGGAAAAAGACAUCGAUUUAGGUGACAAAGUAAUACCAAGAGGAUCUCAUUUCGGGGUUUCAAUUCUGGACCUACACAGAGACGAAAAAUACUGGCCGAACCCUUUGAAAUUUGAUCCCGACAGAUUUUUGACAGAAAAUGUUGCGAACAUUCAGCCUUGCACGUUUAUUCCUUUCUCCACUGGCCCUAGAGACUGCAUUGGUAAAUCGCAAGCAAUGGCAAUGAUGAAAAUCAUCAUCGCUUCAAUAGUACGAACUUUUCGCAUUAAUUCCAAGCAUACGCCCACAGAGGAAUUUCAGUACACAUCAGGAAUAACUAUGAAAACUCGACAUCCACUAGAUUGCACAUUUAAGUUACGAGUUCUGAGUAAACUUGAAGAAAAUUCCACGUGUUUCGGCCAUUUAAGAUUGACCAUGUAUUUUAUCUUGAUCACUUUGCUUAUAUUUUACACGGUUUUCAUUUUUUGGAAAUGGCGCUUUAUCAAAUUUUCUUGGAAAAACAAUGCGUUCUUUGCUCCAAUCUUGCCUGUUAUCGGUACAAUGUAUCUUCCAGUAAUGUAUGGUUGUACUGAUGUGAUUACCGCCACAAGUUAUGUAGGAAGCAAAGUGGGUUUUCCAUAUAACGUAUGGAUGAUAUUUGAUUACUACUAUUUCACGAAAGAUCCCAUGGACAUCAAAACCGUUCUUCACAAUCUAAGUGCUCAAAAUAAGGCAAGCGUAUACGAUGAUAUUGCCUAUCUUUUUCCUAAUUCCCUGCUAAUAGCCCAUUAUAAAGACUGGCGAAUACGCCGAAAAGCAUACAUGAAAUGCUUCAAACCGAGCACUUUGAAGUCAUAUUGCUCAGAUUACUUUCAGAAUGCUUUGGACAAAAUAGACAAUAUGAGGAAAGAAAAAAGUGAUUUUGCAAUGUCCUACGACGCAUUUAAUAGGUUAACAUUCAAAAACUUUUUCACAACUUCAGUUGGACUGAACGAGGAGCCUGGAAGUUUGAACAUAUUCGCAGACAAACUUUUAGAAUUUGAAGACGAUUUGGCUAAAAAGCUGGUAAAUCCCUUGAUUCAUGUAAUGUUAUGGUAUCAUCUUCAUCCUGGUGGAAUCAGAACAGCAAACGCAAUAAAAACAAUUAGAACUAUUAUCAAACAGAUUCUGGAAAAGAAAAUGCAUCAAAGAGCCGACGCUAAAGCUGAUUUUCACAGUGAAGAUAACAAUGCUGAACUGCCUCUGCUCGAUUUAAUGACGAGCCUUAAAGAAUCAAUAAUAAGUGAAAAAGAUUUGUUUAAUGAUAUGGUUUUUAUCGCAGCUGCGGCAACUGAUACCACAGGACAUACGCUAAUGAUGGCGUUUACUUUCUUAGGAAUGUUUCCAGAUGUGCAAGAAACCUUAUUGGAAGAAAUAACUCGCGUUGGCAGUAACAUCACAUUCGACGAUCUAUUAAAGCUUUCAUACACUGAAGCGGUGAUUAAUGAAACUUUGCGGCUUUUUCCAGUGGUCCCGUUUGUUGGUAGGGUUUUGGACAAAGACAUCGACUUAGGGCACAAAGUUAUACCAAGAGGAACUCAUUUUGCCGCCUCAAUUUUCGACCUCCAUAGAGAUAACCGAUAUUGGCCAGACCCUCUCAAAUUUAAUCCCAACAGAUUCCUGCCAGAAAACAUCAGUAAAGUCCAACCUGGCACCUUCAUCCCAUUCUCCACAGGACCCAGGGAUUGCAUUGGGAAAGCGCAAGCAAUGGCUAUGAUGAAAAUCACCAUAGCUUUAAUAAUACGGAACUUUAAAAUCCAUUCCAAGCAUAAGUCGAUAGAGGAAUUUCAGUAUAUAUCAGGAAUAACUAUGAAGACGCGACAACAGCCAGAUUGUCACUUCUCGCUUAGGCAAUAGAGACAAGGCGCAGUUUGUGCAAGAAUUUAAUAAUAAACCUAUUAGUUCUUUAAAAGUU
This is a messenger RNA of Dendroctonus ponderosae (mountain pine beetle), 2482 nucleotides long. RefSeq names its product cytochrome P450 4g1. The record is from RefSeq and is a predicted model, not a curated record. Lineage: Eukaryota; Metazoa; Arthropoda; Insecta; Coleoptera; Curculionidae. The transcript is spliced from 18 exons. Gene Ontology annotation, molecular function: monooxygenase activity; oxidoreductase activity, acting on paired donors, with incorporation or reduction of molecular oxygen; iron ion binding. Bases 1 to 2424 code for a protein of 807 amino acids.